CGAGGCGUGGAGAUGGGGGUGCGCGAAUGUCCUGCCCUGCUGCUUCUGCUGUCCCUGCUACUGCCUCCUCUGGGCCUCCCAGCCCUGGGCGCCCCUCCACGCCUCAUCUGUGACAGCCGAGUCCUGGAGAGGUACAUCCUGGAGGCCAGGGAGGCCGAAAAUGUCACGAUGGGCUGUGCCGAAGGCUGCAGCUUUGGUGAGAAUGUCACCGUUCCAGACACCAAGGUUAACUUCUACUCCUGGAAGAGGAUGGAGGUGGAGCAGCAGGCUGUGGAAGUCUGGCAGGGCUUGGCCCUGCUCUCAGAAGCCAUUCUGCAGGGCCAGGCCCUGUUGGCCAACUCCUCCCAGCCAUCUGAGACCCUGCGGCUGCAUGUGGACAAAGCCGUCAGCAGCCUGCGCAGCCUCACCUCCCUGCUUCGGGCGCUGGGAGCCCAGAAGGAAGCCAUCUCCCCUCCAGAUGCAGCCUCUGCUGCUCCACUCCGAACAUUCGCUGUUGAUACUUUGUGCAAACUCUUCCGAAUCUACUCCAAUUUCCUGCGGGGAAAGCUGAAGCUGUACACAGGGGAGGCCUGCAGGAGAGGGGACAGGUGACCAGGUGCUUGCACCCUGGGCACGUCCACCACCUCGCUCACCACCACUGCCUGUGCCACGCCUUCCACGCCACCACUCCUGACCCCUGUUGAGGGGCUAUCAGCUCAGCGCCAGCCUAUCCCUUGGACACUCCAGGGCCAGCGGUGACAUCGCAGGGGCCAGAGGAACUGUCCAGAGCUCAACCCAGAUCCAAGGAUGUCACAGGGCCAGCCUGAGGCCCCGAAGCAGGAGGAAUUCAGAGUUGAUCAGCUUAAACACGGGGAUAGGCGCCGUGCUGGGGAGACCCCUAACUCAUCUCGGUGCCCUGCGGAACUGUGAUGCCAGGACAAGCUGGAGGGCAAAUAUCUCUUUCUGCCCCUACCAAGGAGGGGCAGGAUGGACUGGAGAAUUUGGGCGGCAAGCCAUGAAUUCUCCAGGUCUCAUGGGGACUCCCAUGACAGCAAGAGCCCACUGGACAAUGAGGGUGGUGGGAGCCGUGAAGGUGGGAUGGGGGCUGGCCCUUGGCUCUCACGGGGUCCUAGUUUUUGUAUUUUUCAAUCUCAUUGGCAAGAACUGAAACCACAACAUGGCUGUUGGCGGUUCUGUU
Equus caballus (horse) is the source of this 1177-nucleotide messenger RNA. It is a transcript of the gene EPO, whose product is annotated as erythropoietin. NCBI's taxonomy places the organism in Eukaryota, Metazoa, Chordata, Mammalia, Perissodactyla, Equidae. The record is from RefSeq and is marked provisional. Gene Ontology annotation, biological process: positive regulation of cell population proliferation; positive regulation of Ras protein signal transduction; erythropoietin-mediated signaling pathway. Gene Ontology annotation, cellular component: extracellular region. Gene Ontology annotation, molecular function: protein kinase activator activity; erythropoietin receptor binding; cytokine activity.